Molecule: messenger RNA, 6516 nt
Organism: Zalophus californianus (California sea lion)
Lineage: Eukaryota; Metazoa; Chordata; Mammalia; Carnivora; Otariidae
Gene: IGSF22
Product: immunoglobulin superfamily member 22
Exons: 22
Coding region: 228-4547 (1439 amino acids)
Molecular function (GO): protein binding
Source: RefSeq, a predicted model, not a curated record
GGCGUGAGUCGGGGUUGGGCUCAGACGGGUCUGGGCCGCCUGAGCUGACGGAGCCCCCGUCUGGGCAAGGGUUACUGCUUGAGGGGUAGUUUCGGUUUCCAUCACGGGAUGUUAGGCCCUUCGGGUCUUUUGCCUGAGUGAAGAAAUAAGCUGGAAAGAAGAGCUUAAGGAAAAAUGUGGGACAGAGUUUGGGUACAAGCAGGUGAGUGCCCACGCCUGCUGUCACCAUGACGACCAUUCACCACCAGCAGAUGCUGCAGGAGCACGUGUCCAUGGAGUUCUCCAGCUCCACCACCCACAUGCAGACCUUCUCCCAGACAACCAAGAUUGCGGGAGAGGAAGUCGUGACAAGGAAGUCCUCCAGCACGGUAGAGUUCUUCAGCUUGGUCACUCGAAGUUCUGACAUCCCUCCAGGCGAGAGCGUCCCGGAGUUCGUAGAGAAACCUCAACCGGUCACUGCGUCUGAGGGGGAUAAAGCCGUGUUCCGAGCCCGGGUGCGGGGGAACCCCAAACCCAACAUCUCCUGGAAGAGAGAGAGCGGCAUCCCCAUCAAGGAGUCGGCCAAGAUGUUCUACGACAGCAUUAACAAAGAGCAUGUGCUGAAGCUGGAGCCACUGACCUCCGAUGACUCUGACAACUACAAGUGCAUCGCAAGCAAUGACCAUGCAGAUGCCAUCUACACCGUGUCCUUGCUGGUGACAGAAGGUCAAGAGAAAAUGGAUUUCAAAAAGAUGUUGAAGAAGAGGGCACCCCCUGCUCCCAAGAAGAAGCAGAAGAAGGGGAUAGGUGAGAAAGAGAUGUUGGAGAUUCUGUCCAAGGUGCCCAAGAAGGACUUUGAGAGGGUCUGCAUGGAAUACGGUUUCACUGACUUCCGGGGGCUGCUCAGGAAGCUCAAAGAGAUGAAGAAAGUGGAGGUGGAGACCAUCCGGAUUCUGAAGCCCCUGGAAGACAUAGAGACCAAGAUUGACACGACUGUGGUCUUUGACUGCAUCAUGGAGCUGAAGGACCCCAAUGUCAAGAUGAUAUGGAUGAAGGGUAGUGAACCACUGAGGAUCCAGUACUCCCUAGGCAAGUAUGAUGUGAAGCAGAUGGGCACCAAGUACAUGCUGAUUAUUACCAACGUGAACAUGAACGAUGCAGGCACCUACAGCCUGUCCGUGGGUGACAAGCGGAUGAGAGCAGAACUCACAGUGCUGGAUGAGCCCCUAAAGUUCUUGGGAGAGAUGAAGCCAAUGAAGGUGACAGAGCGCCAGACAGCUGUAUUUGAGAUCCGCCUCUCCAAGAAAGUGCCUAACUUUGUGUGGAAGUUCAACGGGAAGGAGCUGAAGAGGGACGAAAAGUAUGAAAUCACAGUGUCCGAGGAUGGUCUGACCCACACACUUAAGAUUAAGGACGCCAGACUCUGUGAUGCGGGCGAGUUCUCUGCUGAGGUGGGGGACCUGGUACAGAAGGCCCAGGUCACAAUUGACCGCAUCCCCAUCAAGUUUGUGAGAAACCUAAAGAACGUACGUGUGAAAGAGAGGAGCCGUGCAUGCCUUGAGUGUGAGCUGACAUCCAAAGAUGUGACACUGCACUGGAAGAAGGACGGGCACCCUCUGGAGCGCAGCAGCAAGUACAGCAUGAGCCAUGAGGGCAAGCGAGCAGAGCUGGUCAUUGAGGAUGCACUGCUCAGUGACAGUGGCGAGUACACCGUGGUGGCCAUGCAGGAUGGAGACCCCACUGAAUACUACAGUACUGCCAUGGUCACCGUGGAGGAGCGUCUGGCCACAGUGAAGAGCGGGCUGUCUGACGUGCACGCGGCUACUGGGAGCCCGGCUGAGCUGUGCGUCGUGCUAAACGAUGAGAAGGUGGAGGGCGUGUGGCUGAAGGAUGGCAAGGAGAUCACGGACUUGCCCGGCGUGCAGAUCGUGAAGCAGGGUGCAGUGCACAAGCUCAUCUUCCCCAAUAUGGGCCCGGAGCACGAGGGCAAGUACACAUUCCGGGCCAAGGGCGCAGAGAGCGAAGCCUCGGUAUUCAUUGCAGAUCCUCCUACCAUUGACCCGUCGGUGCUGGAGGCGCUGGGGGCGCACCCCGUGACUGUGAAGGUGGGCCACGCUGCGAACAUCAAGGUGCCCUUCCGGGCUAAGCCGCUGCCCAAAGUGACGUGGUACAAGGACGGCGUGGAGGUGACGGAGGAAGACCGUGUGACCAUGGAGCGCGGGGAGGACCAGGCACUGCUCACCAUUUCAAACUGCGUGCGUGAGGACAGUGGCAUUAUUCUGCUCAAGCUCAAGAAUGACCACGGCACAGCCACAGCCCCUCUGCACCUCAGCGUGCUGGACCGUCCCAAGCCUCCCCAGGGCCGGGUGGAGUUCCUGGAACUCUCGGGGAACUGUGUGCACAUGAAGUGGAAGGCUCCGAAGGACAAUGGCGGGCGGCCAGUGACACAGUUCAUAGUGGAACGGAGGAUGGUCGGCAAGAAGGCCUGGAUUAAGAUAGGCGAGGUGGACAGCAAAUUCACGAAAUUCUCCACCAACAAGGUAGAAGAGGGGAAAGCCUACCAGUUUCGUAUCCUGGCGGUUAAUUCAGAAGGAGUGAGCGACCCGCUGGAAACAGAUGAAGUGUUUGCGGGAAAUCCCAUUGAACCGCCUGGUCUUGCCUCCCAGCCUCAAGUGACUGAUGUGACCAAAGAGGCCAUGACCAUCACAUGGAAUGCCCCUACCCAGGAUGGGGGAGCCCCAGUGCUUGGCUACAUUGUGGAGCGGAGGAAGAAAGGCAGUAACCUAUGGGUGCCAGUCAACAAGGACCCCAUCCAAGACACCAAGUGCACUGUGGAUGGUCUCCUGGAGGACACAGAAUAUGAAUUCCGAGUUAUAGCUGUGAAUAAGGCAGGCCCUGGACAGCCCAGUAUGGCAUCCAGUUCAGUGGUAGCCAAGGACCCUGUCAAACCCCCAGGCCUGGUGCAGGGUCUGCACGUGUCUGAUUCCUCCAACUCCAGCAUCUCCCUGGCCUGGCGGGAGCCUGCAGAGGGAGACCCACCCUCUGGUUACAUCCUUGAGAUGCGGGCUGAAGACACCAAGGAGUGGUCCAAGUGCACAAAGAUCCCCAUCUCGGGCACCUGCUACACAGUGGGAGGCCUCACCGAGAGGCAGAAAUACUUCUUCCGAAUCCGGGCUGUGAACGAGGCUGGCGUUGGGGAGCCUGUGGAGCUGGAGGAGGGGAUCCGUGCCAUGCCACCACCAGCUGCCCCCAAGUUUGACCUCAGUGCCCGGCUGAAGAGUCACAUGAUGGUUCGCGCUGGGACAGCCCUCUGCAUCCAUGCUGCCUUCUCUGGCUCACCCCCACCGAACGUGAUCUGGCAGAAAGAUGGCAUCCCCACCAAGGGCCGGGAAACCAUCACCAAGGGCAAAAACCACUCCCAGUUCCUCAUCAACAGCACCAAGCGCUCCGACUCAGGGGUGUACCGCAUCUUGCUCCAGAAUGAGUUUGGAGAGGCAUACUAUGACAUCCACGUGCGUGUGGCAGAUUUUCCGCGGCCACCCACAAACCUACAGCUGUUUGAGGAGGUCCCCAACACAGUGACUCUGACCUGGAACCACAGCCCUGACGUGCAGGAAGACGGCGAGGCCCACUAUGUCAUCCUGAAGCGGGAUGCCAGUACCGCCACCUGGUUCACAGCAGCUGACCGCGUCUUCAGCAACAAGUACACGGUGACAGGGUUACUCCCCGGCAGGAAGUACUACUUCCGAGUGGUGGCCCGCAACGAAAUCGGUGACAGUGACCCGCUCGACUCCAAGGAUACCUGGCUCAUCAACAAGGACAAAAUCGAGGACCUGAGCGCCCAGCUGAAGCCGUACCAGCAGAAGGACUGGCGCCACGCGCCGCGCUUCCUGACCCCACUCAAGCCGCACACGGUGCUGCGCGGCCAGGACUGCACCAUGACUUGCGCCUUCCUUGGGAACCCGCGGCCCACGGUGACCCUCUACAAGAGUGACGUCAACAUCACGGCCAACUCCAAGUUCUGGUACAACUCCACCAGCGGCGUCUGCACGAUCGUCAUCCCCACCUGCACGCUCAAGGACAGCGGCGAGUUCAGCGUGCUGGUGGAGAAUGAGCUGGGCAAGGACCGCAGCAGCUGCACGCUCACGGUCUACGGUGAGGGCACCGGGCCGGGCCGGCUGGGGGUGGGGAGGCGUCCCUGCGGCCCACCUGGUCCAGAGGCACAAGAUGGCCAUCUCUUGGCGCCGUUUUUUAUUUCCUCUGCCAUCCCGUGGUGUAAACAUUCACCAACUGGCCAUACUUGGUUCCUCUCUCCCAUCCUCUGGAUGUCAUUUGUUAUGUGCCUGGCCCCUGCAGACUUGGGAGUUUGCAAUCCCUCAAUAGACUGUAGUUUGCAGCCCUUGGUGGGCCUAGACUUGCCUUUGAAAAAGAUACCGGUGAUAAGGCCUGAACCAGACUCACCAGUCACCAUCUCUGUGGCAGGGUUCUGGAGGGAAUUUUUAUGUUUACAAGAUUUGACAAGGGAUUCUGAUACACAACCAAGACCGAAAACUACUGGUCUAGGAUAAGGAUAGAUGGGAAGUACAGAUGGGGGAAAGACUGAAGGGAACCUAGUGGAGAGCCUUCCUCUGCACAGGUGUGCCACACCUCCGCUCAGGUGCGUCCAUGUAGGGGAACUAUCUUAUUUCUUCCUACACACUCUACUAUCUUCACAACUACACAGCAAGGAGCAUGAACUCUCGAAAUGCAAAGCUGACCUGCCCUGCUCCCUUCUUGCUUUAACUCCCUAACUUUUCCAUGAUCCUUUUGAGAAAACCCCAGCCAGCAAGGCUCCUCCUCACAUCUACUUCUCCAGCCUCAUCCUCUGCCACUCCCUGAACUCUCCAUGGCAGUCCAUUGGUGUCCUGUUGUAGGUGCCUUUCUUUGGGGCAAGUGCCACGCCCUGUCGCUGUCUCUCUCAAGUACCCAGCUAGACGUCUGGCACUGAGAUGGUGCCUCCCUAGUGGCAGCGGAACUGUGUGACAGAAGUAGGCCAGGGAAGGCCUGGUGGGAGACAUCCAGCUUUCAUUCCACAGCUAGAGAAAUCCCUGGCAACUUAAUUCUGGUUGUAAGCACGUGGGCCCAGAGCCCUGGCUCCACCGCUGUCCAGCCGUGUGACCUUGGCAAACCACGCUGAGCCUGCUCUCUCAUCUGUUCCUUAGGGCUCUUCUGAGGCUUAAAUGAGAUAGUGCGCAGAAGUGCCUGGCGCGAUGCUUGGCAAAUAUUAAGUGCUGAAUAAUUGGUAGCUCUUGGCCCCAUACACUCAGCUGACCUUGGGAGACUGGGGCCUUAACUGUAAGUCCAGCAAUUUAGAGUUUGCCUUCCUCCUAGCAACAUUAACACUGACAAAUACUUGUUUUGCUCUUUCAGACAAAGAUGACAAGUCCAUUCUAGCAUCAGUCACUGAAAGUCUGCAGAAGAAGUCAAAGUACCUUAUGUGAGCUCCGUCCCGGCCCAAGCAUCAGGAGGACGUUGGGAUAUGUGGUUUCGGGGCCUAUCCUGUGUGUGGCCCCAGUGAGGGCAGCCCCCGUUUGCUCUCUGGUGCUUGUCAGUGUAAACAGUCCACGAAGGCAUGGGACAAUAAAUUGACUAAGCUCACCCCUGCCUGUUCUUGAGGGUGAUGUGCAACAGGGACCAAGGACAUGGACUUGGGAGUGGAUGGGGACACACGGAGCAUGGACUCCAAGAGUUUAGUCCAAACCCACUCACACUGGGAGUGAGCAGCCCCUUCUAGACUGGACCUUGACAUGCCUCCCCCCUCCUCUGCAGCCACACUGCACCCUCCUCUCCCCUCAGGGCAAGGGAGAGCAAGUCUUAGAUAGGCUUCAUCCUUCUUCAGGUACCCCCCUCCCAUUUCUUCACCAGGUAGAUCUGUCCUCAGAGUUUUGGGGUUUGAGGGGAUCAGGGCCUUGCCUCUUUAGUGCCCAGGAUUCCCACUAUUUCAGAAUUAGUGCAUCUCAGAGCUAGAAGGAACUGGUCAUCCAGCUCACUGGGUUUCAAACUUAGGUUUUACAGCAGAAUUCUCCCUUUAAAAAAAAAAAAUCAUAAGAAACUACUGGACAUCAAACAAGGAUGGGGGGGGUCUCUGAGCCUCCCUCCUCAACUUAUUCUUUCACUGUCCCCCACCAGGUAUCUCUGUAAAAAUCCUAGUUUGGAAAUCACUAAUUCACCCAUCACCCACACGGGACUGAGCCUCCUCCUCUAUCCAGUCCCCACAACUCUACAACCUCUCUACUACGGGCAUAUUCACCACCACCCAAGGCUUCCCUUUCUGCUUCUGGGUCGGGACACUGCCCAUUAAGAUGCAAAUGCCCCUGGAGUGGAGUGACUCCACUCCAUUGUUUCGCCAGGGCUUCCCAUCUAAAGUACAAAUCAACCAAUCUACUCUCCCUCCUCCCUGCUGUUUAACUGAGCCCACAGGCCAAGGAGAGAGGAGAGGCUUGAAGGGAAUCUGAAUCAUUUUGGAGCAGGUAGCAGGUCUGGGAGGAGGUGGGCAGC